Protobothrops mucrosquamatus (brown spotted pit viper) is the source of this 7443-nucleotide messenger RNA. RefSeq names its product ATP-binding cassette sub-family A member 10. Gene Ontology annotation, molecular function: ATP hydrolysis activity; ABC-type transporter activity; ATP binding. The record is from RefSeq and is a predicted model, not a curated record. Gene Ontology annotation, cellular component: membrane; intracellular membrane-bounded organelle. The coding region runs from base 14 to 5035 and encodes 1673 amino acids. Gene Ontology annotation, biological process: lipid transport; transmembrane transport. The transcript is spliced from 38 exons. NCBI's taxonomy places the organism in Eukaryota, Metazoa, Chordata, Lepidosauria, Squamata, Viperidae.
AACAAGCCUUACCAUGCAGAUGGAGUACAUGCGAAAAAGAAGCGUGUGUCAACAGACUGCGGCGCUCUUGUGGAAAAAUAUAAUUCUGAAAUGGAGGAUGAGAAUGCAGAGUUUUCAGGAAUUGUUUUCUUCCCUGGUUGUCUUCAGUAUAAUACUGUUAGCAACAUUUGGAUUAUUAAUUGAUGAUACUGGCGAAAUACCUCAUGCUCUUCUUGGGAAACCUUCAUUUAAUAUUACUGAAGUUAAAAUUUUGUAUGCUCCAAAUACUAAGAUGUCAAGAGAAAUAAUGAAGAAAAUAGAAAUACUUUCUCCUCUAAAAGGUGUUGAGACAAAAGUGAUGGAAGAUGAGAAGACUAUGAAAGAUGAGAUGGCCAUUGCAUCAGAGCAGGACCCGGACUUAGAUAUUAUUGGAGUUAUAUUUCAAGAUGAAAUUUCCUAUCGACUCAGAUUUCCUAUCCACAAAACAGUUAACCCACACAAAGAUCUUGCUGUUAUAGAUACCUGUUUCAACUUUUCCUCAAUUUACUGUAAAAAUCCAACGUAUUGGACUCAAGGCUUUGUCUCACUGCAAUCUAGCAUUGAUAGUGCACUUAUUGAAAGGAUCACCAAUCACUCUGUUUGGGAAGAAAUGAGUUCUAUUAAUGGCAUCCGUAUGAGAUCUCCUUCUGUUUCCAUGGCAUUUGAAUUAGGAAAUGGUGUGUUCCUUUGGAUCUUAUCGCUAUGUUUUGCUCCAUUUAUGUAUUUCUUGGCACUAACUCUUUCAAGAGAGAAACGGAAAUUAAAAGAGGUGAUGAAGACAAUGGGACUACAAGAUGCAGCGUUCUGGCUCUCCUGGGGUUUGCUGUACACCAUGUACAUCACAAUUCUAAGCAUGGUGCUGACAUUUUGUUUGAAAGCUACAUAUUUUUACCUAAGCAGCAAUUCUACAUUAUUUGUCCUGCUUUUCCUUUAUGGCAUUUCAUCUAUAUGUUUCUGUUUCAUGUUGAGCUCUCUCCUAAAGAAGCCCAGAAUCACUAGCUCUGUAAUUUUCAUCUUCAUUUUUUGUUUGGGAGCCCUCAACGUACCUACAGCAAUUAGGUUGAUACCUCCAAGUUUGGAGUUGAUUUUGAGCAUCUUCUGCCCAUUUGCUUUUGGUGCUGGACUUUCAAAGGUUCUCUAUUUUCAAAAAUAUGGAAGCACCUUUGAUUUUACCAACUUAAUGGUCGAACCAUAUGGUUAUUGCUUGCUUAUUGACAGCCUUUUAUACAUGCUGCUGGCUUUCUAUUUUGAUAAGGUUGUGCCUGACAAAUAUGGGGUACCUUAUCCUCCAUUGUUUUUCUUGAAGAAGACCUAUUGGUGUAAACCCAAAAGGCCCUAUACUGGUGAUGUUCCUACAAACGAAGGGAGUCAUGGGAGUAUCUUCAGUGACAAUGCUGAACCUGUGCCUCCUGAGUUUGAUGGGAAGGAAGCCAUAAGACUAAAUAACAUUAAAAAAAUUUAUAAAAUGAAAAGCACAGAAACAGAAGCUUUGAAAGGAUUGUCCUUGGAUAUUUACGAAGGUCAGAUCACUGCAAUACUUGGUCAUAGCGCAUCUGGGAAAACUACAUUGCUAAACAUUCUCAGUGGACUUUCCAAACCAUCUGAUGGUUUUGCAUCCAUAUACACGUACAAUAUAUGUGAAAAGGAACACAUGGAAAAGAUUUGGGAAAUAAGUGCUAUCUGUCCACAAUUCAAUAUCCAGUUUGAAUUUUUAACAGUGAAAGAAAACUUAAAGACAUUUGCUAAAAUAAAAGGGAUACCAUCCAAUGCUGUAGAAAAAGAGGUUGAAAAAUUGUUGACGCUCUUGGACAUCAAAGCCAUUCAAAACACCCAAGCUAGUCAUUUAAGUGGUGGACAAAAACGAAAAUUAUCUCUUGGGAUUACAUUUUUAGGGGAACCACAGGUAUUACUAUUAGAUGAGCCAACUGCUGGAUUGGAUCCAUAUUCUAGACACCAAGUGUGGUCUCUCCUGAAUGAACGCAAAGCAGAUCGAGUCAUUUUAUUCACUACCCAGUUCAUGGAUGAAGCUGAUAUCCUUUCUGACCGGAAAGCUAUUAUCUCACAUGGGAGGCUGCAGUGUGUUGGUUCAUCUCUGUUCUUGAAGAAAAAAUGGGGGCUUGGCUAUCAUUUAAGGAUACAUACAAAUGAGUUUUGUAACUUUGAGAGAAUAACAUCACUGGUCAAACACCACAUCCCUGCUGCAAAAAAAUCAGGACAACGUGAAAAUGAGCUGAGCUAUACCCUGCCCUUACAAAAUGUGGAUAAGUUUUCAGAUUUGUUCAGUGAUAUGGAUCAUCAGACAGACCUAGGACUUAUUAAUUAUGGAGUUACCACGACGACUCUGGAAGAUGUCUUCUUGAAGCUAGAAGGAAAUGAAAACAUGAAAGAAGAAGAUUUUGGAAUCCUUCAUGGAUGGGAAGCGGCAGGAAAGGAUGAAAUGGAACGGGAUCAGCUGUUGCUCUCAGACACGGGAAAGGUGACCAUGAAAGGCACAGAGCUCUGGAGACAACAAGUUUAUGCCGUUGCAAGAAUGCACUUUCUAAACCUCAAGAGAGAGAGCAAAAUCUGGGGAACCUUGCUGCUACUUACUGGAAUUAUGUUAGCACCUUAUAUUACCCAAAUGAUCAGCUACUCUGUUUGGUUGAAUCUUCAAUAUGAAGAGAUUCAUCCUGGGCUUUAUUUUGAGCCAGGGAAAGAGUUUUUCAGAGGGACAUCAGGACUUCUGGUCCUUAAUAAUACAGGUGAAAAAAUUGAUAAUUUUAUCCAGGCACUGAAGAGUCAAAACAUCCUGAUGGACGUCAUCUCUGGUAACAUAGUCAGUGACCAGCUGGUUCACAAUGGGGCCAUAAAAGUAGACCUUGAAAACAAGAAAUACAAGUUCACACUUAUGUGCCAUAUGGAGAUAACUAACUGCUUUCCUGUGCUUGUCAACAUCAUCAGCAAUGCAUUUUUGCAUAUGUUUAAUUCUACUGCCCAUCUUCGAACCUGGAAUCAUGUAUUUAUCAGUGUAAGUAUUCCAGAGGAAUAUCAAAUGAAGUUUUUUUGUGUGCAGGAAGCAACAGGGAAAAUAUUCCUAUUUAGUUUCAAAUAUAAUCUAAUCAUAGUUUUCAAGAUAUUAUGUAAAAGGCGAUUGCUAGGGAGCAUAAGUGGUGGGAGAGUUAUUGAUUUAUAUUCUGAAUUCUGGAUGUUAAUGGAAAUUUACAUGAUUGCGGCCUCAAUUGUAUUACCUGCUUUUCCACCACAAUUUGCAAUGCGAAGUAAUGAAGAUUACAUGAUAAGAACUCGUUCCCAGCUGCGAAUCGCAGGACUUUUUCCUUCUGCCUACUGGUGUGGACAAGCUCUGGUGGAUAUGCCCCUGCAUUGCCUUCUACUUCUUUUAGUUCUUUGGCCGUGGUUUUUAAAAAUAGGAGUUACAAGCGCUCACUUUAUACCCAGAUUGACUUCCUGCUUGGUGGCAUUUUUCCUUGGCUACAGUAUAUCGAUUGUUUUAUUCCUAUACAUAAUUGCCUUCGUAUUUCGCCAAAAAAAGCAUGCUGCCAGUUUUUGGUCACUCAUCUCUAUUUUAGUAAGUGUCAUGCUGCUUUUGUUCUUAAUAAAUAUCUUGACAAUUUCAAUUACACAGCACUACAUCAGCUACCUGUUAUGUUUUUUUGUUCCUAUGUUUCUAGUUACGACUUUUAUAAUUUCUUUUACAACUCUGCUGGGAGGCUUUUAUAUUGAUGAAGGUGAUACGUCAAAUCAGACACAGCUCUUUAUAUCUACUUUCAUGCCCUACUUGCAGGGUAUAAUCCUCAUGUUUUUACUGCGUUAUCUGGUGAUGAAAUAUGACCAGACUGUUAUGAGAAGAGAUCCCAUUUUUAGGAUUUCUCCACAGAGAAAAAGAACCCAUCAGAAUCUUGAAGAGCUCAGCCAAGCAGAUGACAAAGAUGUCCUUGAUGAAAGGACAAGAGCUCAGAGUGCACUGGCUUCUCUCAAUGAAGAAGAGAAACCAGUUAUCAUUGUCCAUGACUUGCGCAAGGAAUACAAACAUGGGAAGACUUUUUCCUCUUGUUUGAAGAAGAAGGAAGAAAAAAAAGUAGCUACCAGAAACGUCUCCUUUUGUGUUAAAAAAGGAGAAAUUUUAGGGCUUCUGGGACCCAAUGGAGCUGGUAAAAGUACAACAAUUAACUUGAUAACAGGAGACACAGAACCAAGUGCAGGACAGGUGCAGAUUAAAGGAGCUGAUGGAGCUGCGACAGAAGAAAAUGUUGCUCUUGGCUACUGUCCUCAGGAGAAUGCACUCUGGUCCAAUUUGACCAUGAAAGAACAUUUGGAGAUUUUUGCAGCCGUAAAAGGAAUAAGGAAAGAUGAUGCUAUUAUGGCCAUUAAUCGAAUAUCUCAAGCUCUAGAACUCCGAGGGCAUUUAAAAAAGAGAAUAAAGACUUUAGCAGCUGGAUUAACCAGAAAACUGUGCUUUGCUCUGAGCAUGUUGGGUAAUCCCACUCUGAUGCUUUUGGAUGAACCAACCACAGGCCUGGAUCCAAAAGGGAAGCGCCAGGUGUGGAGAGCAAUUCACACUAUGCUGCAGGAGAAAGAUGAAGGAGUCAUUUUGACAACUCACCACAUGGAGGAAGCAGAGGUGUUGUGUGACCGAAUAGCUAUCAUGGUGUCUGGACAGCUCAGGUGCCUUGGUUCAAUUCAGUAUUUGAAAAGCAAAUUUGGGAAAAAUUAUUUGCUACAAAUAAAAGUAAAGGGAGUAGAACAAGGAGAUCUUGUGAAUACUCAGAUUCUAAACAUUUUCCCACAAGCAGCACGUCAAGAAAGGAUAUCCACUUUGUUGGUCUAUAAGAUCCCAAUGGAAGAUGCCCUGCCUCUCUCUAGAGCCUUUGCCAUGCUAGAAGAUGCUAAACAACACUUCAGUCUUGAAGAGUACAGCUUUUCUUUGAACACUUUGGAACAGGUAUUCCUGGAACUGUGCAAAGAACACGAGCGAGAUUAUUUUGAAUUGGCUCCAACUUCUGUAUGGAGAGAACUGUAGCACCAACAAGAUAGUUGAAAGAUUAAUCAACUACCGAGACAAACACCAGUUUCUUCCUCCAGCAAAAAUGGAGGACAAAUAGGUUGAGCACUCUGAGGAAUAUUGCGUCUGGACAUUCCCUGGGGAAAAGAUAUCCAUUUCUGUUGUCUUCUCUCUGUUUAACAAGUACGCCUUGGUGUCUUCAGAUUAACCUCCAUAUUUAUCGCGUCUAAAGAUAACAUUUCUCAAUAUUUCACAACUAACAGCAAAAUGAAUGUUUCUGCACUGUUUUGUUUUUCAUGAGAAAAACUGGAAAUGGAAAUAUAUUUUUAAAAUGUAUUGUUUAUAGCCUAGUACACAAACAUAUAUAGAUGGCAUAUCUUUCUCAGAAUGUGUUAAUAUUUUUAAUUCAGAUAACAAUUCAAGAUAUACCCAGUGUUUAUUGGGUGGAUAAAUAAACCGCCAUACUCUAAAUACCUAUGUAUUGUUGCCCUCCUCAGGUUCCAUUUAAUAAAUAGUAAUAGAGCUGACCCAAUUAACUAUUGUACUAGGAGCCAUUAAAUAUCAUCACAAAUUGUAUGCUAGUCUGCUUCUUGUGAAAUGACUAGAAGAAGACAUGAGCAAGCUUUUUUAAUAAGAGAAAAGCCCUACUGUAUAUGCCAUUGUUAAACCAUUAAUCUUACAGAAAAAUAUACUAUUCUAUCUAAGGGACUAUUUUAUGUAGCCUUUAUAGAUUAAAAACCAGCCUUUGAUUGCAUUCUCUGUGAUAUGACUUGGAAAAAAUCUGAAAGGAUCUCAAUAGAUUAUUGGUGAUUCCAGUUGACUAAACAGGUGAAAGUGGCUGCUCCUCUUCAGAUUAGACGUAAUAACAGGGACAAUUUUCUUCCCCAUCCUAUGGCAGGAAGGGAUUAAGUAAGGCUGCAUCUUAACAUAGACUGUCUAAUUUUUAUAUUUUAUAUUAGAAAUUAUCAAAAAAGAGCACCACUGACCUAAUUUGGUGGGUCAGUGAAAAGCAGUUAUGUCACAUAUAGCUAUAUUUAUUAGCACCAAUUGGCUAAAGAGUAUAUGAUGGCCUUUAGCUCUUUUGUAAGGGAUAAAUUAUCUGUCGAUAAAUUACCAGAAGACAAAGGUACUGUCUUCAAACUACUAAGCACCCACAAAAUUGGUAGCUAUAUAGCACGGGUGUCAAACUCACCACGUCAUGUCACGUGUUGCGACAUAUCGCGACUCUUUUUGCCAGCAAUGGGGUGGGCGCGGCUUCAGUAUGAUGAAACUGACUCGCGAGCCAGCAGUUUAACACCCCUGCUAUAUAGGGACAAUAUUCCUAUAAAAAAUGAAUACAUUUAUAAAAACACAGUAACUCAGGAAACUAAAUAGCUAGGCUCAAAAAUUUUAAUACUGUUUAGAGAGGGGAUCUUAUUCUAAUUGUUUUACAUGCUUUGAGAUUUAUAGCUCAGUUUAUGGUCUCAAAUCUACCCAUACACAGAUACUGAUUUUGGUCCACUGAUGACAACACAGACUAAAUUUUAAGAGAUUUAGUAUUUGAUAUGCCUUUAAUUAAAGUCUUUAUUACUGGAUAAAUGCAAUAUUUUUUUCAGUUAUCUUAUGCUAAUCCUAAUUCUAGUCACACUUAUUGGAGAAAAUGUUUAAUACAAAUCUUAAUGAUUGUGGUUGUAAUUUGUAAUUUUUAUGGGGAUAGAGAUACAGUAUCUAAAAAGACCCUAAACAAAGAGUAAGCAGUAUAAAGCUUUGAAAAGAUGUAAUUUAUUUGCCAUUGUUUUCAUUACUACUGGGCACAAAGAAAUCUAUGAUUGCCAUUUCUAUAUAUCCAGUUGACAUAUUCUGACCUCAAAGCCCUAUAGAAAAGUGUUCACUUUGGUCUCCUACCUGCAUUAUGUGAAGGCAAAUUCAGCCAUAUUGCUGGUGAAAGCUGUUUCUUGUCCUCCAUGUUGGAUGGAGGAAAUCAAAUACAUUUCAUACAUACUUUUAAUAUGCUCCCAAUAUAAGAUAGCUGACACUUUUGUUGAGAGAAAAAAUUGCAAUGAUGGAAGUACAAACAAAUACACUUUCCUUAUUAGAUCAGAAAGACUUAAAUACUGAUAAUCAUGCAGCGUUUUACUGGAUGGCAAAAAAGGAGUUGAAGUUUAUAAUAAUUGAACUCUUAGUGAUAUAUCAUUACUGAACAUUAUAUGGAAAAUAAAUGUCAUUUAAGCAAUAAAUACCAUGUACAGUACGUUAUUGAAAUACUGCAGGAUUGUUUCUUUAAACACAAUUUAUGUACCAUUUGUUUCAAACUGUAUUUUAAUUUUGUUGCCCUGGAAUUAGAAGAAUUGUCUUGGAAAAUUUAAAUUUAGUCAAAAAUACUCAGGAAAUUGUUAACUAGAAUUAACCUCAUAAAUACUUUACAUUAGCUCCUAUCCUGUUCUAUC